Messenger RNA from Cylicocyclus nassatus, 2568 nucleotides. Lineage: Eukaryota; Metazoa; Nematoda; Chromadorea; Rhabditida; Strongylidae. The record is from the annotation of a GenBank genome assembly.
CACACACUCCCCGCUUGCACUUGUUUACAUUUUCGGGCGCUCCGACCGGGUAAACAUCGAGUAAACAGGGGCGGGCGGGGGCAUUUGUCACCAGCACACCGCGCGCGCUCUCUCUCCGCUCUCUCUCUGUGUUUCCCCCGCCGGUCCCCCCGCCCGCAUCCUCCCCGUCCCCGACCCCCGGCGCCGCAUGGCUCAGGAAGACUCGCCGCCGGUGCCGAGUAUGCUUUCAGAGGCUCAAAGGCCUCCUGCUGAUCCAACUGGUGCCACUGAGAAUCUGCUAAUGCUCGCCAUUCAAGAACGUCUACAAAAUCAACUACGCCCUAAUGCUAACUUAUUCAACCAUCAACUAAAUCUGAAUCAGAACAUCGCCCAAGAUGCUAAUCGUUUAUUCCAACAAAUGUUACCACUACUGGGCCUGCCACCACUACUUCCCGGGCUACCCAAUCCAUUGGAUUUGGGUUGUCUACCCGGUACCUCAAUGACACAUCCACUAUGGCAGCACAAUUUGUGUGCAUGGCCGGAAUGUAACCAACCAUGUGAGAAUCUGGCUGUAUUCUUAACACAUUUGUCACAAGCGCACACUUUUAAUGAGAGGUCGACAUCCGAUAUGCGAGUACAAGUCGAAUUAGUUGAUAGCCUCGAGCAUCGUCUAACAAAAGAACGUAACCGGUUACAAGCGAUGAUGCAGCACCUGCAUAUGAAACAAUCGCCCGACACCACGACGCCGUCCAUCGGCAAGAUCGAGACGAACACAUCACCAAUAUUGUCACCAAAACAGGAACCAGCCGCAUUUACGGCGAUCCCAUCGUUGUCCACACAAUCCGCCGCGGUUCAGUCAUCGCUUCCGUCGGUGUCGCUGUCAAUUUCCGAAGCUGCUACCACCCCGCUUUCGAUACCAGCCCCAUCGGUUGUCUCAUCCGAAGGUUCGCCAACCUCUGGUGGCGAUCAACAAUCGCAGAAACCGUUCGUGCCGAGAAGAAGUCGAAUCUCCGAUAAAUCUGUACUACCAAUCUCUGCGGACAUCGCUCGAAAUAGAGACUUCUACCGUACAAAUGAUGUUCGUCCGCCAUAUACGUACGCCUCGCUUAUACGGCAAGCCAUCAUGGAAUCACCAGAAUGUCAAUUGACCCUCAAUGAGAUCUACACAUGGUUCACGGAGACAUUCGCAUACUUCAGAAGAAAUGCAGCCACAUGGAAGAAUGCUGUUCGGCACAACCUCUCUUUACAUAAAUGUUUCCAACGUGUCGAGCAGAAUGUGAAAGGAGCCGUAUGGACUGUGGAUGACAGUGAAUUUUACCGAAGACGACCGCAACGCACAGCUGCAACGAGGAGUCAGCCCAACACACCGUUGCCAGAUGAGAUGUUGGCUCAACGACUUAUUGAUCAGACCGCUCUAAGCAUGAUGGAGAACAGAGGUGAUGGCGCCGCACAUCUGGCUGACAACGCUCUGCUCAUUGGUGGUCUGGAAGGAGUGCUGUCCUUUCUAGCAAGUACCGGCGACAAUAACCCACUCUCUCUGCUAUCAGCAGCAGCCGCAGCCUCCGAGCAAAAUUCAUGUGCUGUAACACCAAGUCUAAUCACCCCCAAAGAGGAAGCACGUGAGAACACAAUGGAAAUCGAUGCUGCUGCAGCACAAGCACAACAAAAUCAGAAUCACCUUAACGGACGAAUAGAGCCGCGUGAUCCAGAUGCCACACCUCCAGCUGAAGAAGAGCCCAGACUUGUAGUGGACGAACAACCGCAGCCACCUACACCUACAGUAGCGUCCAGCUGUUAGAACUUCAUGCCAAAUAUGGCAGAAUUGGCAGAAUGCCAAACAUUUUCCGGAACGAGGGUUGCUCAAAGAAAUCCUAACCGGUUGGCUUCAUCGAAGCGUUCUCUCUGCUUUUUCUUCAUUUUGAUUUAUGAUUCUGACAUAAGUUUGCGAAUUUUUUUGCUCUUUUUUGUGAUGUAAUUAUAUUUUUUUAUGAUGUUCUAACAUCAUUUUAUCUUAAUCUAAAUAUAUUCUUCGACUUUUUGUUUUUUUUUACAUAGUUAUCAGUUAAAAUAUUGAUUGCGCCAUUUGCUCCUAAUAUAUUCAGAAUAAAUCCGCGCAAACGUAUCGCCACAUAUAUAUUCCGAACAAUAUCACUCAUUCAGGGCAUCUUUCAUUUGUCGUCUCCUCUCUCCCGAUUUUGAAUCGUCCGAUUGUCUUAUAUGUGGAAUUUCUUCCAAUGUGCGCUAGUUUUAAGUUUUUUGAUCGCAAUUGUAAGUAAAUCACAAUUUAUGACGAUUUGUGACAGUUGUCCGUCGCGAUGUCGUUGGGUCUCAGGAUAUUAUCGUGUGUAAUCUUCUCUCUUUGUCUCAAUAUUCCAUUUGUACGUUUUUUCUCCACGUGGAGAAUUUCUAAUAUAUUGAGUAGAUAAGAAUAAUUUGAGGCUUAAUAGCCCCUUCCGUCAUAAACCAUACACACACCAUUACCAAGAAGCACAUCCCUCGAUCUCAACCGGGUUACCCUUUUUUCUCUCCUGUUACCAUUGUUGAUGCCUUGUUAAUAACCUCAGAUUUUGAAUAAAUAUAUCUUAAACU